Messenger RNA from Anopheles funestus (African malaria mosquito), 3654 nucleotides. RefSeq lists its product as uncharacterized. NCBI's taxonomy places the organism in Eukaryota, Metazoa, Arthropoda, Insecta, Diptera, Culicidae. The record is from RefSeq and is a predicted model, not a curated record. The coding region runs from base 692 to 2596 and encodes 634 amino acids. The transcript has 7 exons.
GAUUGUUUCCUUUCGCCCCGAGCGCAAGUGUGCCCGUCCGCUGAGCCAAGAGUGAGCGCCAAGACACUGCCGUGCGCGCCCUUCGCUCUGCACGCGGACGCCCGCCACGGCCUGGGUGUGUGUUAUCGUUGGUUCCAUAGUUCCGUGCGAGUGUUUAGUGGUUGUUACAUUUCUUGCUGGUACUUGAUCGAUGUGACAUCGCCCCGUGUACUAUCUUUAUGUGGCCGAGUGUUCAUACAUUCAUACGCUUGCCGGUGCUUUAAAGUGUGCGUUAUCGGUUUUUGGCCGCAUUUUUUUGGUUGGGGGAUGGUUUUUUGACCAUUUCAUCUACUGGCUGUCUGUCUACAAACGAUGAACGGUCGGAUCGCAUAAGUGUGUUGUGGCCUUGAACGGAGUGCCACCCUUUGUUUGGUGUCGAUGAAAACGGACGGAUUCCGGUGUUGCUAAAGAUAAAUCAACGUCAAUCAAGCUUACCCAGUACUUAUUCUCCCACACAAGAAGCGCACUUCAGUACGCGGCGCUGGAACGGACGAUGCACCAUUAAGGUGGUCCAAAAAAAAAGACGGCAACUUCUCAAGUGGUGUAAAUUGGAGUAAAAUAAUUUUCCUGCAAAACGUGCCAUACGGGUUGCUUACGGUGAGCCUUCGUGAGCACACGCCAAAUAACGAAAGUGCCCUGGACCUCGUGUUGUAUGGAUCCGGACACGGCAACAGCUGGCAGUGCGUCGGUGGUGAGUUACUGUCUCUUUGCGGCCGACACUGGCAACAACUCUCAUAGACCCCGGACUGGCAGCAUUACCAUGAUGGACGACAUGAGCGUAUGGACGCCGAUGGAUACGAGUUGCAUCGGGGACGGUUCGGAUCGUGGCGGCGAUUGUUACAACGAGAACAAAGUUACCGUGAGCUUCUGUGCCAACGCCAUCACGGCUGAUGCCGUCGAACAGCUGGUGGUAAAGGAAUCGGACUGUCAGAUGCAGCUGAUGACGAAGCCAACAGAGGUGGCGGUGGUGGUCGACACACCCAACAAUCGUGUCCGCGUGGCGCUGGGUGUACUGAUCCGACUGAUGCUUCCGCUUACGCAUGGUGUCGCACGUGGCUGGAAAGGGCUGCGCGGUCUCAGUGUGCUGGCACUACUCCGGAAGGUUCGCGAAAGCCAUGGCCUGUUAACGACCCUGUUCGCUGUGGCGGCCAACACCGUGUCAAUGAGUCUAUCCUCCGUACAAGUGGCGCAUCGGAUCGAUCCACUCCUGCGCGUGAUCAAGCUGCGGAAGGACUCUUCUACCACUCCUGGAUCACCUGCAUUGGCAAUCAAAGGAAUCCCGGAAGCACUAACCCAGCCCAACACACAGCUAGCAACGUUGCGUGUACCACGCCAUCUACCGGACAGGUGUGUCGAUUUGGUCGUACUAGCGGAACCACCGCCGGGUGUACCGAUACGUGCGGAUAUAGUGCUCAUUCACGGAUUGCACGGUUCCCUGGUCAACACCUGGAAGCAGGGAUUGUGGAAUAGUGAGGGCCGUCUAGUGAACUUCGAACGACCUCCGAAGCCUCCGCUAAGGCCACCGAAAAGGCAACGCCACUCAAGGGCGAAUCUGUUCGCACCGCCACACGUUUCCAAGCGGCCAAAGUUCGAUUGCUCCAACGAGGAUGGGCUGGAGCAGAAUAACAACGAGUCAACGUACCGUUGGACAGACCCGUCCCCCGAUGAGUCUCGGUCAACUUCGUACGAGUUUGCUCACCGGCGCUAUACGUACGAAUGUGGUGAACCGGACGAGGUACACUUUGCGGACGAUGUAGAGUACAGUUUUCCCACCUUCCGGUUGCGCAUAGAGGAGGAGCAUAGUCGCAAAACGUCCACCAUCGAUGAUGGAAUGCCAACGGCUGCUGGCGGAAAGCGGAAGCUCCCGAAACCGACCAAGGAUGCAAAUUGGUCAUCCUGCUGGCCGGGCGAUUGGCUCCCAUUGGAUUGUCCGGGAGUGCGCGUGAUCGCCGUCAACUAUACUACCGAUCCGUACCUUUGGCGACCGGUGUGGAUUACUAAAAGGAAUCGAUCAAGUCUGGUUGACCGAGCACGGGAAAUGAGCGAUCUGCUGAUAGCUAAAGGUGUCGGCCGUGGUCAUCCAAUUGUUUGGGUUGGCCAUUCGAAGGGUGGCAUCUUCAUCAAGCAGAUACUGGUGGAUGCGUGGGAAAGUGGUCGUCCAGCGGCUGAGCCAUUGUGGCGCUCCUCACGAGGUACUUUCUUCUAUUCCGUUCCACACCGGGGAUCUCCACUGGCCGACUUCAAUUUGCCACUGUUGCGUCAAUCGGUGGAGUUGCUGGAAAUACAGAAAAAUUGUUCCAGUAUUCUGGAGCUGCAUAGUCGCUUCGUUGCCCUGUAUCACAGUGGCCAGCUGAAGAUAGACGUGUUCAGCUUCGUCGAAACGGCCUUGACGCUAAUGUCCGUACUGUACCUGCGCAUAGUCGGGAUUGAUUCUGCUGAUCCCGGCAUCGGUGAAGUCUGCGGAGUACAUCUAGACCAUCGAGAAAUUUGCAAACCCCGCAGCCGCAACUGCAUCCUCUACACCGAGUUAGUGAAAAUGAUUAACCGUGUGAGUUGAAGCCAAAGACAACGUGAUAUGGGAGUACCAGUACUGGAAGCAAGCAGUCGAACAUGUACAUAGUAACUAGACAGUGUAAGAAAAAACGUGAAUCACGCUACGGACGUACCGGAGAUGGAAACAAGGCAGGCGGAAGGCACUUUGAGAAAGAGGCUCAAUAUUUGUUUUAAAAUAUGUUUCCACUUUAAAGCGUUUGCUACAAACGAACCCAGUUACCCAUAAGAAGUGUACCAAGCGACCAUGUGAAUGUGACGGCCACUGAGCUACCACCGAGAACGGUUAAGACAACUUACUGGUAGAUACGUUAGUGUACGAUAUGAGAUUAGAUCGCCCAAAACAACCUGAAUAAUGGCCGUGUUACCGAUUUGUUUAAUCAGUAAAUUUUUUUUAAAUGUUUUUAAGUUAAGCAUAUUUGUUGUUUCGUUUUGUCUUAUUACGACAUUGUUUUAGCACGCAAAGUUUAACUUUCUCGCAAUCGGAACCUUAGCCGUUAGGGACGCUGAUUGGUGUCAAAUGCAGCAACAGUUUAAAUUCACACCGUUACGGACACGUAUCUUUUACUUCCUCAAAUUUAUGUUGCGAUGCUGGCCAAGCUGGCAAAGAGGAAACUAUCGAGCGAAGGGAACUACGUACGCCAGCCCUACUACUACUACUACUUUGUGAUAACCGAUGAAGCAGUGCGAGGUGAGAUGUUUAGAGUAGGGUUUUUUGGAGUGCGUCACUAGUGAUAUAGGGACACACUUCUCACGUAAUAAAUAUUCGAUCGAUGGACCUGCAUUCCACGAUUAGCGAUACAAAAAAACAGUUUUACAAAUUGUUUUUUUUUCUCCCGAAAAUUCGAUUUCUUUUAUAAUUAAAUAAAAAAAACAUAUUAAAAGUUGAAUUUCGUUCGAUUUCCCAACUUCUCCCUAAACAUGUUACGAUUAAACAAACAUAUGUUUCCAUUUUUUUCAGUUUCAUUUUAUUAUUAAAUACUUUCUCGGUGUAAAUAUCCGCGAUGCUUCGUAACAGCUCGAUAAACUAUGCAGAAACAAUAAAUAAGUAACGAAACUACAAAA